AUGUCGAAUCCAAACCAGCUAUACCUCCUGGCCGACCAUAUCAAGCUCUCCCUGCUGGAACGGCAGCGGGCGCAGAGCCUCAAUCUCGAUGGCGAUUCAAAGGACGGACAUAUAUCUAGAUCUUUAGAUCAGUUCAAAGAUGGAUUAGAAGCGCUAGAAAAAGAACAGAAGAGGCUCGAGGAAGCCGGCGAUGAAGAUGGCUCUCUCACCAUCUCCGAUGCCCUUCCCAGCCUACAGAAGCAAUACGACGAUUUGACAUCCCAAUUCCACGGCUUCUCCUCUCCAUCCACCGAAUCCACCCUCACACAUCCGAACGACCCGGCCCUGAGCUCGGACUUCGAGCACGCCACUACGUCGCCCCGCAACAGCAUCUCCAACCCUUCCCAAGCCUCCUCGUCCUCGAAUCUCCGGCCCAAGGGCGCCCGCACCGCCUCCAAAACCGUGCGCUUCACCGACAACCCCGCGAGUCCAUCCGCGACCACAGACCCAGACCUAGAGGCGCAGCUGUUCGGGGCAAGCCGGUACCGGGACAACCCGGGGGACGACAGCCUGGGGUACCGGGACGAGGCGGCGGGAAUGGACAACGUGCAGAUCCACGCGUACCAUCAGCGGAUUUUAAACCAGCAGGACGAGCAGCUAGACGCGUUGGGAGCUAGUAUCGCGCGCCAGCGAGAGCUCAGCAUGCAGAUCGGCGACGAGCUGGAUGAGCAUGUGGCCAUGCUUGAUGAUGUCGAUAGCGCGGUGGACAGGCAUCAAGGGCGGCUAGAUCGCGCGAAGCGCCAGGUCGGCAAGAUUACGAGGGCGGCGGGGGAUAGUAAGCAGAUGAUUGCUAUAAUCAUCCUGAUUAUUGUGUUGGUGUUGCUUAUUGCGAUUUUGAAAUAA
Daldinia childiae is the source of this 882-nucleotide messenger RNA. RefSeq lists its product as uncharacterized. Gene Ontology annotation, biological process: vesicle fusion; intracellular protein transport. The record is from RefSeq and is a predicted model, not a curated record. Lineage: Eukaryota; Fungi; Ascomycota; Sordariomycetes; Xylariales; Hypoxylaceae. The coding region runs from base 1 to 882 and encodes 293 amino acids. The transcript is spliced from 2 exons. Gene Ontology annotation, cellular component: endomembrane system; SNARE complex. Gene Ontology annotation, molecular function: SNAP receptor activity; SNARE binding.